AUGCAGCCCAUGGACGGAGACAGCGAUAGCUUUGAAGAGAGGCUCAGGCAACGCGCAAAGACUAAACAAUCACACCCACUCGACACUGUGCCGACGGAUCCUGGUCUGCGACCCCGCGGGAAGAUCCCCAAUACACCACUAGCUGCAUCCACACUCGCAUUUCUACUUGGCAUUGUCUUUGCUCUUGGGUUCAUUACCUUUGCAUUUGGAGGCUUUGAUCGCUUCUGGUGGACAACUUACCAGCUUGGUUUCUAUCUCGCAGCAUGGGCAGCGUUCCAUUGGGGUGAAUUCGCUGUGACUGCUGGGUGGAACAGGGAUAAAUGUAGCAUAGACUCCUUCCUUCUAGAAAACGGAUCUCAGUAUCAUAUCGCACACAGCAUCGCGAUCGCCGAAUACCUACUGACACUACACUUCAAGCCGUCUGUCAAGAGCCAUCCCUAUGUGUCGCAAGUUGGGAUUGUCGUAGUGGUGGUGGGCCAAAUACUCAGGUCUUCUGCCAUGAUCCACGCCGCCCAGAGCUUCUCGCAUGUCAUUGCUAUGCGCAAAAUUAACACCCAUGUUCUGGUCACCGAUGGCAUAUACAGAUGGUUCCGUCACCCAUCGUAUGCUGGUUUCCUCUACUGGGCACUCGGGACACAACUCGUCUUGCAGAACCCGGUAUCCUUCCUUGGGUUCUUGGUCGUGCUAUGGAGAUUCUUCGCGCAGCGUAUACGUGCUGAGGAAGGCUACCUCAUUCGCUUCUUCGGCGACGACUACAUACAGUAUCGCAAGAGGGUUGGCACGAAGAUCCCAUUGAUACCCUGA
Messenger RNA from Fomitopsis serialis, 804 nucleotides. Its product is annotated as ICMT-domain-containing protein. Gene Ontology annotation, molecular function: protein C-terminal S-isoprenylcysteine carboxyl O-methyltransferase activity. The transcript is spliced from 5 exons. NCBI's taxonomy places the organism in Eukaryota, Fungi, Basidiomycota, Agaricomycetes, Polyporales, Fomitopsidaceae. Bases 1 to 804 code for a protein of 267 amino acids. Gene Ontology annotation, cellular component: endoplasmic reticulum; membrane. Gene Ontology annotation, biological process: C-terminal protein methylation. The record is from RefSeq and is a predicted model, not a curated record.